Molecule: messenger RNA, 3513 nt
Organism: Anthostomella pinea
Lineage: Eukaryota; Fungi; Ascomycota; Sordariomycetes; Xylariales; Xylariaceae
Source: the annotation of a GenBank genome assembly
AUGGCCACUCUCGACUCCCUAAAGUCGGCACUCACGGCUGUCACGCAGAAGGCCACGGCAACGCGGUCGUCGCUUCCGCAACCGCUGUCCGAUGCCCAGUACAGCGAUGGCUUCGACAUGUUCGUGCGGGGCGAAGGAGGGGCGACGUAUCAAGACUUCAUUGUGCCCCAACUGUCUCUGCUGCUGGCGCCCCUGUUCGACUCGCAUACCCAUAUCUCGCUUUUAGAAAUCGGGCCCGGCCCGGAGAGCGUUCUUGGACGCCUGCCUGUCCCUCUGCGGCAGAAGAUCAAGAGAUACGCGGCGUUUGAGCCUCACGACUUGUUUGCUACGAACUUGGAAGAAUGGCUUUGCUCUACCGCAGAGACCGGGGAACGCCCACUGCCUUGUCUGGAGUGCCCGCCCGGCAUUAGUCGAACCCCAUUCGUCGUGGACGACGAGGCAGGGGACGGUGCUGGCUCCUGUAUGGAUGAUGGCGACGGCAAGUUCGACAUCAUUCUGUUCUGUCACAGCAUGUACGGCAUGAAGCCCAAGCACAGCUUCGUCGAACGGGCGCUGGACAUGCUAGUCGAGCAUCCCGAUGGCGGGAUGGUGGUGAUUUUCCACCGCGACAAUUUGCAUCUCAACGGCUUAGUAUGUCAUCGAACGGCCUCUUUUCCAGCCGGCACCAUUCGCGUGGAAGACUCCGACGGCGCACUGGACCGCUUUGCCCCUUUCGUGGCGGGUUUUGUCGGGCAGGAUAUUGACAUCGACAACGCUAUCCGGGUCGAGUGGCGUAAGGUGUGUCGCGCCUUGGGCCGUCGCGAGGAAGCUCACCCAGGCCACCUCGUGUUCAGCUCGCCUGAGAUCAUGGUAGCCUUUACCCGACAUGCCACCGCGUUGCCAGAGUUGAUAGGCCAGGUGCCACUGGUGGACGGGGAUAAGGCUGUCAAAAAUCGGGAGGCUCGCUUCCACCGCCCCGCGUCCGUUGUUACACCGACAACGGUCGAACACAUCCAAACGUGUGUACGAUGGGCUCUAAAGCAUGGAUGUGGCUUGACCGUCAUCGGCGGGGGGCACAGUGGCCACUGUCUCUGGCCAAACGUCGUGUCAGUCAAUAUGGGCGCCUUUGAUCAAGUGCAUAUCUACACGGCCGAGGAAGAUGGAGGCGAAAAUGGUUCGGAUAUUGGGCCCUUGAUUGUCGCCGAGGCUGGUUGCAAGACGGGUGACAUCAUAUACAAGGCCAUGGCGGCGGGAUUGACAGUGCCCCUGGGGGCCCGCCCAAGUGUAGGCGCGGGCCUGUGGCUACAAGGCGGCAUCGGGCACCUGGCUAGGCUUCACGGGCUCGCGUGUGAUGCCAUCAUAGGUGCUGUGAUCGUCAAUGUUGACUCUGGUCAAGUUCUCUGUGUUGGCCGUGUACCAGAUCGUCACUGCCCAGACGGUGCCAUACGCCCGGCAAAUGAAUCUGAUCUGUUAUGGGCGAUGAAAGGGGCUGGCACGAACUUUGGCAUCGUGGUCAGCGUUACCUUCAAGGCAUUUUCAGCUCGAACCUAUUCGGUUCGAAAUUGGGUCCUCCCACUGAGCGACGACAUCGAGGCGCGGCUCAAGCUCCGUGCUUUUGAUGAACUCAUCGCCAAUAAUCUCCCCCGAAACUGCUCUGCAGAUGCGUAUCUAUACUGCGACAACAAUCAGCUGCAUCUCGGCGUGACCAUGUUCGAAUCUUCUACGAGCGGGCUUAUUCUGGAGACGUCCACGCCCGCACCUGCGUCCUUGCCCCUGGACACCAUUCUUGGGCCGGAAGACCAUUCCAAGACAGUGGACAGCGUGGGCUUGUUCGAUACCGAGAUGUACUUGUCCGGUAUGCAUGGUGGGCACGGCGGCGGAAAGACAUCCUCUUUCAAACGGUGUUUAUUCUUGAAACACAUCGGAGCAGACAACGUGGCCAAUAUCCUGCUGGCCUCCAUUGCGAAUCGCCCCUCGCCGCUCUGCUAUCUUCACCUACUGCAAGGUGGCGAAGCCGUUAGCGACGUGUCGGCUGGUGCCACUGCCUUUGGCUGCCGAGACUGGGACUUUGCCUGCGUGAUCACUGGUGUCUGGCCGCGUGACCAAGAUGGGCACGACACCGCUAGAACUGCCGUGCGAUGGGUCUACAAAGUCGCCAUGGACUUGUUGCCCUUGAGCAGCGGAGCUUACGGCGCAGACCUUGGGCCGGACCCCAGGGACGCCGCACUGGCUGCGAACGCUUUUGGACCCAACCUAUCACGCUUGGCCCGGUUGAGGCAUUGUUCAGACCCGCGCAAUUUGCUAGCUUAUGCAUGCCCGCUGCCAAAAGCGCGGAUGGGACCGAAACUCAUUAUCCUUGUCACUGGCGAAAGCGGCGCCGGUAAGGACUACUGUGCCGACGUCUGGGUCUCGGUGUUUACAUCAGGUAACGAUAAAGGUUUCAGGACACGCGCAGUCAGCAUCAGCGAAGCUGCCAAGCACGAAUAUGCGGCCGCUACCGGCGUCGAUGUGAAGCGCCUGUUUUCGGACCGUGCCUAUAAGGAGCAGCACCGGUCCGCGCUCACCACAUUCUUCCACGACCAGGUGCGGCAACGACCUCGCCUGCCAGAGGAGCACUUUCUGGCUGUGGUGCACGGCGCCGUAGACGUGGACGCGCUGCUAAUUACUGGCAUGAGAGACGAGGCGCCGGUCGCGGCCCUGUCGCACUUGGUGCCGGACAGCAGACUGCUCGAGGUUCGCGUUCAAGCUGACAGAGAGACGCGCCGAUUGCGUCGAGGCUGCCAUGGCGAGGGUGACAACACUGAGAAAAAUAACGAGGAUAGCAAGACGAACUCAACGGGGCUGGACUGCCGUCCCAAUCUCACCUUUGUCAACGACACUCCAGGACACGAGGCGGCAACAACGUUUGCUGAGCAGCACCUGCUGCCAUUCGUCCACAAGGACCUGCAGCGACUAGCCGCCAUGGUGCGCCCGGUCCCCAACUUUCCACGGCCAGGCAUCGAGUUCCGCCACAUCCUAGACGUCGCGCAGCAGCCGGGCGGGCUGGCCCUGUGCGCGUCGCUGCUUCAGACACACUUCACCGGCGACUGGGCCAAAGUCGACGCGGUGGCCUGCUGCGAGGCCGGCGGCUUCGUCUACGCGGCAGCUCUCGCGGCACGGAUAGACGUACCGUUAGCGCUGAUACGCAAACGCGGCAAGCUGCCUCCUCCUAUGAUCUCCGUUAUCAAAUCCCUGUCGCACAUCUCGUCGCCGUCUGUGGCGUGCGGCACGCCGGAUUCACGUGAGGAGAGCAUUGAGAUCGGCCGGGAUGUGGUCCCUAGGGGCGCGACAGUCGUGGUUAUAGACGAUGUGCUUGCCACGGGAGAGACACUCUGUGCGGUUCUGCAGCUGCUGGGUAAGGCCGGUGUCGGGGUCGAUAAUGUCAGUGUCCUUAUUGUGGCUGAGUUUCCGGCUCAUCGCGGCCGGGAACUGUUGCGCCAGAAGGGCUUUGGCGGAGUCAAUGUUCAGAGUCUUCUUGUCUUUGGUGGUGCUUGA